AGUCCUAAAAAACUCUUCGAGGGGACAAAAUGGAUGUGAGAAAGCUGGCUGCGGACGCGCUGGCCCAAAAUAAGAAAGCCGCUCUUCUGAUCGGCGGAGCCGGCGUUGCAAUUCUGGGACUCGGUCUUGGAUAUAAAUACCUGCGAAAACCAGAAAAAGCUGUUCGUGUGGGCGUCGUGUCGCAGCUCCUCAUUCACCCUCUCAAGUCUGGCAAAGCGGUGCCUGUGGCGCUCGCAGAGUGCCAGAAAAUGGGGCUCAAGUUCGGAGAGCUGCAGGACCGACACUGGAUGAUGGUGACAGAGGACGGUCACAUGGUGACGGGCAGACAAGAGCCUCGUCUGGUUUUGGUGUCUCUGACCUGCGAGGGAAGUCAGGUUUGCUUGAAUGCACCAAACAUGGAGGAGUUGAGGUUCCCCAUCAAACAGCCCGACAACCCCGUACUCAACUGCAGAGUGUUUGGGGCUGACAUUCAGGGCCGGGAUUGUGGCGACAAAGUGUCUCACUGGCUCACUCGUUACUUUGGAGCAGAGAAAACUUAUCACCUGGUGCACUUUGAACCUCACAUGAGGCCCAGAAAACCAGUCGACAAAGAGGCUGCUUACCAAAAAUUUGAGCCUGUGGCCUUCCCAGAUUUUGGACCUGUGAUGCUGUUAUCGGAGGCCUCCGUUAAAGAUCUCAGCAGCAAGUUAGAGAAGGCCGUCACUGUGGAGCGCUUCCGCCCAAACAUUGUGAUAAGUGACUGUGAACCAUUCGAUGAGGAUUCGUGGGAAGAGCUCCAGAUUGGCAGUGUGCGACUGCAGCGUGUAAUGUCAUGUGGAAGAUGUAUUUUCACCACAGUUGACCCUGAAACGGGUAUAAUCAGCAGAAAAGAGCCUCUGGAGACCCUGAAAAGCUAUCGCCUGUGCAAACCGUCCGAGAAGCACAUCCACAAAACUGCUCCACUGUUUGGACAGCUGCACAACGUGAAGAAGACGGGGAUCUUUCAGGUUGGUGAUGCGGUAUACAAGAUCACCCGUUGAUACGAGUCGAAGAGGGGGCAAACCUGACGGCAAAACAUUCAGAAGUCAGGAGGGGGUUUCUGAUAAAAGCAUACUGUGCAAGACCACGCUCAAGAAAGCACUUAUAUACAUGCAGUAUAAGUAAACUGUAAAUGAAUAGAUCAACAGUGUUGUAAGAAGAUAUUUCAAAUGGACAGACAAAUCCGCUGAACUGCUUCACACAUUAAUCAGUAGUAUUAAGCAUGUGGGCCUUUCUUUUUUUUUUUUUUUUUGUUUUGUUUUCAUUUUCAAUCCACUUGACUACCUCUUAACAAAACCUGAAUUAAACACAAUGCUAACAUCUCUUCAUUAUUCCAGCUGGUUAUUGAAUCCUGAAAUAAUCAUUUUGUUAUUGAAGAAAGAAAUAAAAUUGCCUGAAGUCUUUGUAAUAUAAUGCUUCCUGAAUGAACAGGGCAGAGAUGCACUGCUGUACUUUGAUCACCUCUGGUAUUAAAAGUUGCAAAACAAUUUGUAAA
Archocentrus centrarchus (flier cichlid) is the source of this 1513-nucleotide messenger RNA. It is a transcript of the gene marc1, whose product is annotated as mitochondrial amidoxime reducing component 1. Lineage: Eukaryota; Metazoa; Chordata; Actinopteri; Cichliformes; Cichlidae. The coding region runs from base 30 to 1019 and encodes 329 amino acids. The record is from RefSeq and is a predicted model, not a curated record. Gene Ontology annotation, cellular component: mitochondrial inner membrane. Gene Ontology annotation, molecular function: pyridoxal phosphate binding; molybdopterin cofactor binding; nitrate reductase activity. Gene Ontology annotation, biological process: nitrate metabolic process. The transcript is spliced from 7 exons.